Molecule: messenger RNA, 1305 nt
Organism: Mesocestoides corti
Lineage: Eukaryota; Metazoa; Platyhelminthes; Cestoda; Cyclophyllidea; Mesocestoididae
Source: the annotation of a GenBank genome assembly
AUGGUCGCUCAAGAGUUUCUCCAGCAGUUGGAUAAGCUGCACUUCGUUGACUCCUCUAGUCUCCACGACUUUGCCGACCGAUGUGCCUACCUGUUAUCCUUCAUUGUUCUCGUCAUUUGCUUCACCAUUGUCACUCUCAAGUCCUACGUCUUGGAACCGCUCUCGUGUUACACCGCUACCACCUUCUCUGGGUCCAACAUGAUCUCUUUCAUCAACGCCUUCUGCUGGGUCAAUGGAACGGUUCCAGCCGACGUGAAUACCGACAGACUGGAAGAUCCCGACUACUGGGACUACUUAGAAAGCAAGAAAGUCAAUUACUAUCAGUGGGUUUCACUAGUGCUGGCUCUGCAGGCAAUCAUGUGCUACUUCCCGAAUCUCGUCUGGGAAACUAUCACGUUCAAUCGCGUCGGAACUAACCUGGGCUACUUCGUAGAGGCGGCUCAGAACGCAGCAAAGGAGACAGGAACCAAUCGCACGAAUCGCGUCCAGUUCCUCGCGUCCUCCCUCGACACCCUCUUCUUCGCGCGCCGUCCGCUGCCCCACGGACCGCGCAACUCCGGCCUCCUACGCUUCGUCGGCUUCGUGAAAGAACUUCUACCGCACAAACGACUUGGACGGGCGAUCUGCGCUUACUACUUUGCUACCAAGCUCUUGUACUUUGCAAACGCCGUGCUCCAGCUCGUGUUCAUGGAGUACUUCCUCGGAAUGAGUGGCAAAUACCGACUGUUCGGCUUGCAGGUGCUCCACGACAUUUGGCAUGGACACUACUGGCAGGAGACGCUCGUUUUUCCACGUGUCGGCUUCUGCAGAGUGCCGAUCAAGCUAGUUGGCCGAUCUGUCCCCACGCUGAUUGCUCAGUGUUCGAUGCCUGUCAACAUGCUGAAUGAGAAGAUCUACGUCUUCCUGUGGUUCUGGUUCGUCGGUGUGGCGACUCUUCAAGUAAUCAGCAUCUCCAUCUGGAUCCUACGCUUGUCGAUAAGGCAACGGAGGGUGCGGUCGCUGGUACGCUACAUGAAGGUUGCCGACGUCUACGACGAAGGCAUGAAGCAGACCUUGAAGCGUUUCGAAUCCGCGUGCCUUCGACCUGAUGGUUCCUUCAUACUCCACAUGCUGCGACUCAACGCCGGAGAGAUAAUCACCAAUGAGAUUCUGCAGGCCCUUGUUGAUCGGUUCAUACGUCACGAGAAGCUGGAGGGCACUUGUGCUGUCAAGACUGGUGGCACGGUCGUGGUACCGAGUGCCAACUCAUCCAUCGAUCCGGAGAAAAUGGAAGACGAGACUUCGCUGAAGAAGCGCUUUAUCUAA